GAGAACCCACAGCGGAGAGAAGCCUCACUACUGCUCCGUGUGUGGGAAGGGCUUCACCAAGGUCCGACUGCUCCGGACACACCAACGGCUACACGCCGUGGAGGGGGCUGACGUCGUCGGGGACGGGACCGGACGGGGACGGGGAUGAAGGAGGGUAGUGGGGUGGUGAUGUCAGCGAUGGGGCGGAAGAGAGCUCUGAGAGUUCUGGCCGGAGUGGACUACUACUACUGCUCUGAGUGUGGGAAGAGCUUCUCCAGUGCGGCCUAUCUUAAGGUGCAUCAGAAGGCUCACACAGGAGACAAACCAUAUCAGUGUACUCACUGUAAGAAGUCAUUCGGCACGUCAUGGGGUUUAAAGGUUACCGGCAGAAUCGCUCUGGAGAGAAGCCCCACCAGUGCGCCGACUGUGGGAAGAGGUUUUCGGACCUGCGCAGCCACAAAGCCCACCAGAGCACCCACACUGGAGAGAAACCAUACACAUGCCCUGUCUGUGGAAAAGGCUUUGCCUGGCAAAAGAGCCAACAGAAACACCAGGCCACACACAGCAGCAGUGGUGGUGGAAUCAUAGAAGUACAUAUAGAAAAAUGUAUGAUAUCCUGGAGGGUUUCACUCCAACCUCAAUCUAGCAGGUUAGUUACAACUACGGACAGGAGGGUGGCUCUCCAGGAACAGGGUUGGGUUAAGGAGGGGUAGCUCCUCAGGAACAGGGUUGGGUUAUAGGAG
Messenger RNA from Salvelinus sp. IW2-2015, 722 nucleotides. Its product is annotated as zinc finger protein 583. Gene Ontology annotation, molecular function: DNA-binding transcription factor activity, RNA polymerase II-specific. Gene Ontology annotation, biological process: regulation of transcription by RNA polymerase II. The record is from RefSeq and is a predicted model, not a curated record. Gene Ontology annotation, cellular component: nucleus. NCBI's taxonomy places the organism in Eukaryota, Metazoa, Chordata, Actinopteri, Salmoniformes, Salmonidae.